UGAGAUUGUCCAGCGGUCUUGACCCUGAAGGGUGGAGAACUGUGGUGUAAGAGUGAUGGUUCGAAAUGGCGGGGUGAGGAGCGAAUACAGUCUGUAACAUCUCCCCAGGUUGUUUUAUAGGUCUCCUCCCCACCCCUUCUACCCUGCUUUCUGGAGCCUGGAACAGGGGCUCUAGGUGGAGAUUCUUGGGGGGAGGGUCCAGAACAUGGCUGCCCUGUUAAUGGGUGAUGGAAUUUGCACAAGAGCUGGGCAAAGGUGAAAGGAGCUGGGCAAAGGCGAAAGGGCCAUGUCCUGACCCAAAUCCUCAUCCCUUCUCUCCGCUUCAUUGACACCCCACCUCCUCCCCACUCCAGGCAGCUAGCUUCACUCAACUCUGACCUCUUACUCUCUGCUUAAGUCUGGCCCACGCCAGCCAAGACAAGACAAAAUGCAGGGCAGCAUGAGCCGACCACCCCCCCAUCCCAUCCAGCUGUGCUCCGUGGGCUCCCAAGAUUCCCUGGUUCCUCUGCCACCAACGCCACUGCGGCCUGCUGUCCAAAAUCCCUCCUCUCGCUCUGGGGCUUCUCCGGGUGGGCCUCCUCCCUGGGGCCUCAGCUGUCUUCUGGCUCUGCAGCACAUCUUGGUCCUGGCUUCUCUGCUGUGUGCCUCCCACCUGCUCCUGCUUCGAAGUCUCCCCCCAGGAGGACUCUCUUACUCCCCUGCCCAGCUCCUGGCCUCCAGCCUCUUUUCAUGUGGUGUGUCUACCACCCUGCAGACUUGGAUGGGCAGCAGGCUGCCUCUUGUCCAGGCUCCAUCCUUAGAGUUCCUUGUCCCUGCUCUGGUGCUGACCAGCCAGAAGCUACCUUUGGCCAUCCGGACACCUGGAAACUGUGAGCACAGAGCAAGGACACAGGCCUCCUUCGUGCUGCGCCUGUGUGGGGAACCUGGCUGCCCUGGCCUGGAAUCCUGGAACACUUCUCUCCGAGAGGUGUCUGGGGCCGUGGUGGUGUCUGGGCUGCUGCAAGGCAUGCUGGGACUGCUGGGGGGUCCUGGCCACUUGUUCCCCCACUGUGGGCCCCUAGUGCUGGCCCCCAGCCUGGUGGUGGCAGGGCUCUCUGUCCACAGGGAGGUGGCCCUGUUCUGCUCCACUCACUGGGGACUGGCUUCGCUGGUUAUCCUGCUCAUGGUGGUCUGUUCUCAGCACCUGGGCUCCUGCCAGUUAUCCCCACGCCCCUGGAGGCCAGCCUCAUCCUCUUCACCUCACACUCGCAUCCCUGCCUUCCGGCUCCUCUCGGUGCUGAUCCCAGUGGCCUGUGGGUGGAUCGUCACUGCCCUUCUGGGUCUCAGCGUCAUCCCCCUGGAGCUGUCUGCCCCCUCCAAGGCACCGUGGUUUUGGCUGCCUCACCCUGCUGAGUGGGACUGGCCCCUGCUGACGCCCAGGGCUCUGGCUGCAGGCAUCUCCAUGGCCUUUGCAGCCUCUACCAGCUCCCUGGGCUGCUACGCCCUGUGUGGCCGGCUGCUGCAGUUCCCUUCUCCACCUCCACAUGCCUGCAGUCGAGGGCUGAGCCUAGAGGGUCUGGGCAGUGUGCUGGCCGGGCUGUUGGGGAGCCCCAUGGGCACUGCAUCCAGCUUCCCCAAUGUGGGCACAGUGAGUCUUCUCCAGGCUGGAUCUCGGCGAGUGGCCCACUUGGUGGGGCUGCUCUGCAUGGCGCUGGGGCUCUCCCCGAGGCUGGCCCAGCUCCUCACCACCAUCCCGCUAUCUGUGCUUGGCGGGGUGCUGGGGGUGACCCAGGCUGUGGUUCUGGCUACUGGAUUCUCCAGCUUCCACCUGGCUGACAUUGACUCCGGGCGGAAUGUCUUCAUUGUUGGCUUCUCCAUCUUCAUGGCCCUGCUGUUGCCAAGGUGGCUUCAGGAAGCCCCGGUCCUCCUGAGCACAGGCUGGAGCCCCUUGGAUGUGUUACUGCGCUCGCUGCUCAGAGAGCCCAUCUUCCUGGCUGGACUUUUGGGCUUCCUCCUGGAGAACACCAUUCCUGGCACACAGCUUGAGCGAGGCCUAGGUCAAGGGCUGCCAUCUCCUUUCGCUGCCCAAGAGGCUUGGAUGCCUAAGAAGUCCAGGGAGAAGGCUGCUCAAGAGUACGAGCUUCCUCUCCCCAUUCAAAACCUGUGUCCCUGCAUCCCCCAGCCCCUCCAUUGCCUCUGCCCGCUGCCUGAAGACCAUGGGAAUGAGGAAGGAGGGCCCUCUGAGCCAGGAGAGACAGCCGACUUGCUGCCUAGCUUUGGGGAGCAAUGCCCAGGGUCUAGCAGAGAACUUAGGCCCCAGUAAUUACUA
This is a messenger RNA of Diceros bicornis minor, 2308 nucleotides long. RefSeq names its product solute carrier family 23 member 3 (gene SLC23A3). NCBI's taxonomy places the organism in Eukaryota, Metazoa, Chordata, Mammalia, Perissodactyla, Rhinocerotidae. Gene Ontology annotation, molecular function: transmembrane transporter activity. Gene Ontology annotation, biological process: transmembrane transport. The transcript is spliced from 12 exons. The record is from RefSeq and is a predicted model, not a curated record. Bases 428 to 2302 code for a protein of 624 amino acids. Gene Ontology annotation, cellular component: membrane.